This is a messenger RNA of Bursaphelenchus xylophilus (pine wood nematode), 590 nucleotides long. The record is from the annotation of a GenBank genome assembly. Lineage: Eukaryota; Metazoa; Nematoda; Chromadorea; Rhabditida; Aphelenchoididae.
AUGGCUGCUUGCUUCAACUUCAAUUUGGAUUCCCUACGCGAAAUCGAAUGGGAGACCCGAAGGAAUCAUCUUGCGUCUGUGGCUUCGGGAUUCUUGGUAUGGGUGUUUUUUAAGGGUUGAUUUAAUCAUUUCUAGUUCUUCCUCGGCCUUUGGAUUUACGUUGACACGGCUGUAGUCUAUGGGAAGGAGGACUGGACCAAUGCUUACAUUGUUGUCACCAUCGCUAGUGUGGUUGGGAUGUUCAUGGUGAAUGCCGUUUCAAACCGUACAGUCCAAGGAAUCAGCUACGACGAGGGAAUUCUCGGCACUCGCGGUGAGUUCCCCUCCCCUCAUGUUUUUUUGAUGUAUCUAAGGAUAGCUUUUAAACAUUAAUUGAACUUGUUUUAGGCGCCCGUCUCUGGUUGAUGAUUGCUUUUGUUUUAUCCUUCGCAUCUUUAGUUGCUGGCCUCUGGCUGAUGUUCUCUGACUACGUCCUUAGAAAGGGUGAUCAUCCCAACUGGCCAGGCGUUGCCCUCUUCUUGAACAAUUUCCUCAUUUUCUGCGCGUCUCUGGUAUACAAAUUCGGCCGUUUGGAGGAAUUGUGGCAAUAA